CGGCAACCAUCCGGGUACUUUUGUUGGUAGGUGACAUCGUUACACACAAAGUGCGUUCGGGAGCUCCCGAAUUUAGUUCAUUUUUGAGGUCAUUGUGAAAGGGAGCAGUCAUGUCUGACAUUAAAGAUGAGAAGGGAGAUGAAGACAAGAUGUACGGUGGGUGUGAAGGGCCGAAUGCCAUGUAUGUGAAACUGGUUUCAUCAGAUGGACAUGAGUUUAUUGUGAAGAGAGACCAUGCCCUCACAUCAGGAACUAUAAAGGCAAUGUUAAGUGGACCUGGUCAAUUUGCAGAAAAUGAAACAAAUGAAAUAAAUUUCAGAGAAAUACCUUCCCACGUGUUACAGAAAGUCUGUAUGUACUUUACAUACAAAGUGCGUUAUACCAACAGUUCAACAGAAAUACCAGAGUUUCCCAUUGCUCCAGAGAUUGCACUGGAGUUGCUGAUGGCUGCCAAUUUUCUGGACUGUUAAAUUGUGCUGCCUGUCUGAGUUCCAUGGCAUUAUAGAAGAGACGCUGGCUGUGUGAACUAUGGCAUAUAAAGUGUAUAAAUAGGCCCUUGUUCAUCCAAGCAUUUCUAGUGUUGUGGCAAUGUUAACAGAAUACUCCCUUUGUGAAACACUGCCAGAAUGUGUUAGUGUUCACUACAGAAAUAUGGCACAGAUACCUUGGAUUUUUCUACUGGAAACUGGAAAAUAUGGCUGCUUGAAAUGAAAUAUUGUAUCCUAGUUGUAGAUGUGAUCAGAACAGGCUUAAAAGAGCUGUCUUUAAAGUAGUUCCUUUAUUUCUGUUAACUGAGACUCCGACAUGGAAUGCAUAAACCAGGUUUGUUUAUAAAUUUCUGAAUUUGUAGAAAAGAAAUCUAGGAUAUUAAAGUAGGAAGGGGGUGUGUUUGAAGCUCCUCGUAAUUUCUGCUAAUGAAGAAUAGUAAUGAAAUGAAAACAGCUUAUUAUUGUGGUGUUUUUUAACACUUGUCAACAGUACUUGCAGCAUGCAGACGGAUCUUGUCUGUAAUGCUAUGAAAAUUAAGCAAUAGUUUUGUUCUUCUUCCUUUACUAAAUUCUCAUUUUUAAAGGUACAUAUAGUCCAUUGUUUAAGUUAAGUUUUUGAUCUGUUAGCUGGAUGCUUAUAUUGUUGGUUUCUUUCAAUCAAUGAUUGUAGCAUGAAUAGCACAGCUAUUUCAUUGGUAAACAUGUGUCCAGUAUCCAUGUUAUCACCUUGUAAAGCCCUGUAAAACAUGUAUUAUAUCACAGUGUCUCAUUAUUUCUGGUCUUUUUUUAUAUAUAAAUAUUCAGCUUCCCUUUUAUGUAGGGCAAAGAGAGUGGUGUUUCACUAUAGUACCGUUCGAACUAUGUAUUUAUUAAAACCUCGUCAAAAAAUUAUGCUAUUAAGGUUUGUAAAAGUAGUUUCAUUUAUACUUUUAAGUUGAAAGUGUAUUUAGUCUUGAUCGUUGUAAAACUCCUGCAUGCUUGAGUUUGAAACAUCAGAGAGAGAAUUAAAGUCCUAUCUAUAUAUAGAUUUGAAUGG
Messenger RNA from Liolophura sinensis, 1524 nucleotides. RefSeq names its product elongin-C. NCBI's taxonomy places the organism in Eukaryota, Metazoa, Mollusca, Polyplacophora, Chitonida, Chitonidae. The record is from RefSeq and is a predicted model, not a curated record. The coding region runs from base 111 to 470 and encodes 119 amino acids. The transcript has 4 exons. Gene Ontology annotation, biological process: ubiquitin-dependent protein catabolic process.